CCCUGCCUGAGCAUCAUGAAGAAGUUUAGAAAGACCCGAGCCAACCAACUGGACAAGUUCAUCGAAGACCGCCACCUGCCAGACAAGGAUUUCCGCACGCAGGUCAAUGAAGCCAUCCACAUCAUCUGCAGUUUCGUGAAGGAGAGGUGUUUCCGAUGGGCCCCCGACCCUGUUCGGGUGUCCAAAGUUGUGAAGGUGAGUCCAGAACUGCCUGGCUGGGGAGAAGGGGUUUGGUCCAUGAGAAAUGUGCUUUACACGAAAGCUAGAGAAACCCACUUUUCUGAUUGUUUUUCCUCUACUCAGUGUAAGGAGAAGCUUAGGAAGCCGCUGCCCCCACAGUAUGCCCUGGAGCUUCUGACAGUCUAUGCUUGGGAGCAAGGAAGCAUGGAAACAAGAUUCAACACAGCUCAGGGAUUUCAGACUGUUUUGGAAUUAGUCCUGAAGCACCAGCACCUCUGCAUCUACUGGGAAAAGUAUUAUGACUUUGAAAACCCUAUGACUGGACAAUACCUGAGAAGGCAACUUGCAAAACCCAGGCCUGUGAUUCUGGACCCGGCUGACCCUACAGGAAAUGUUGCUGGUGGAGACCCAUGUCGCUGGCAGCGGCUGGCACAAGAGGCUAGAGCCUGGCUGAGUUACCCAUGCUUAAAGAAUUGGGACGGGUCUCCAGUAGGCUCCUGGGAUGUGUCGCCCCAAGACCAUAGUGACCUGACGUACGAGGCCUGUGGUUUUAGACAGAGCUAUAGAACCUCUCCGAGACUCACAUUCCAGGGAGGAGCCCCUCCGCAGGUGGAAGAGAACUGGACAUGUGCCAUCCUCUGAACGCCAGAAGCUCUUAAAGAUAGCCUUUUCCCACAGCUCCCUCCCCACCAGAGCCUGUUCUCCGACAGUAUCCUCUGAGAGGCAGCAGGAGAGACUCAGACAAAAGAGAGGAGUCCCAGU
Molecule: messenger RNA, 942 nt
Organism: Aethalodelphis obliquidens (Pacific white-sided dolphin)
Lineage: Eukaryota; Metazoa; Chordata; Mammalia; Artiodactyla; Delphinidae
Gene: OAS1
Product: 2'-5'-oligoadenylate synthetase 1
Exons: 5
Coding region: 16-822 (268 amino acids)
Biological process (GO): negative regulation of viral genome replication; regulation of ribonuclease activity; defense response to virus
Cellular component (GO): membrane; cytosol; nucleoplasm
Molecular function (GO): 2'-5'-oligoadenylate synthetase activity; double-stranded RNA binding
Source: RefSeq, a predicted model, not a curated record